This is a messenger RNA of Labrus bergylta (ballan wrasse), 6838 nucleotides long. Lineage: Eukaryota; Metazoa; Chordata; Actinopteri; Labriformes; Labridae. The record is from RefSeq and is a predicted model, not a curated record.
UUCAGCCUGUUCUACCUGUGAGUCUUGGAGUGAUUUCUCCUGCCCUUUUGGAUUUGUUUGCACCGCUUCUUGCCUACCUGUGUACCGACCUGGACUGUUUUAAUGAAAACUCUGCUUUUUACUGAACUCAUCUCUUUGAUUACCUCCUCUGACCUGCACCAGUACUGCACUCUACAGCUCAGCCCCACCAGCGCCCCAGCAUCCACAUGAAGACUCCAACUGAAGCUUUAAGAUGUUGUCCCAUCUCUAGUCACAUCAAACGCAAAUGGCACUGCUGAUGUUUAAAAGACACUCCUAAUUAGAUCCAAUGUCACACACACACACACACACACACACACACACACACACGCAGUGGGCGGAGCAUCCUCUCCCUAAGAUCAUGGCUGUGAUUAUUUUAGAACUCACUUUUGGUUUUGAGGGACAGACAUGUGUUUUAUUUUCUAAUGUGAACCUGAACCAGAUAUUAUGUUUUCAAAACUCUUUGUUUUAACAUUCAUAACUACAAUAACAUAAUAAGAAAAACAGACCUCAAACAUUUAAUUUAUUUAUUUUGUGAUGUCUAAAAUAGUAUCAGCGCAUUGAAAAAAAAUCCUUCUAGUGAAGAGACAUCACAUCUCAGAUAGCGUAGAGACACAUUAGGAUGCAGCGCAGGCUCUCAGAGUUUCAUCCAGUCCCAGAGACAACAGAGGAGGGGGAAGGAGAGGUAGUGUGUGUGUGUGUGUGUGUGUGUGUGUGUGUGUGUGUGUGUGUGUGUGUGUGUGAGGCAGAAAAAGGAGCGAUGAGGAGCAGGAGCUCUGGAGAGGCAGAGCAGGAGGAGGACUAGGAGGAGCGGGAGGAGGAGGAGGUCCAACAUCAGGCUCCUGACGGUGUAUGGGUCGACCCGCGGGCCGCUCCGUGGGGACCAGCAGCGGAGCGGAGCAGAGCGGCUCCGGACUCAGGACACAAGAGAGCAGAGGAGGCUGAACCACAUAGAGAUCCGUGACAGGGCCGUGACAGCAUGCGGGGAAGCCCUCACACACACCGCGGGGUGUGAACAGGGAACACCGGGUGGGAUGGACCCGCCGGCGGAGGAGGCUGUGCUGGAGAACUGGACCGGGCAUGGGCCGGAGCCGAGCCCGGGAGCAGCGCGCCCUACCUGGGCAGUGACGGCGCUGGCCAGCGUGCUGAUCUUCACCACGGUGGUGGACGUGCUGGGAAACCUGCUGGUCAUCAUGUCCGUGCUCAAGAACAAGAAACUACGGAACGCAGGGAACGUCUUUGUGGUGAGCUUGGCCUUCGCUGACCUGGUGGUCGCAUUCUAUCCCUACCCUUUGGUGUUGUACGCCAUCUUCCACGACGGCUGGUCCCUGGGCGACACACAGUGCAAAGUGAGCGGCUUCCUGAUGGGCCUCAGUGUCAUCGGUUCCAUCUUCAACAUCACAGGCAUCGCCAUCAACCGCUACUGCUACAUCUGCCACAGCUUCAGCUACGACAAGCUGUACAGCUACAGGAACACGCUGCUGCUGGUGGCGCUCAUCUGGCUGCUCACCGUCGUCGCCAUCGUGCCAAACUUCUUUGUGGGCUCGCUGCAGUAUGACCCCCGCGUCUACUCCUGCACCUUUGCCCAGACCGUCAGCACCUCCUAUACCAUCACCGUGGUCGUCGUUCACUUUUUCGUGCCCAUCGCCGUGGUAACCUUCUGCUACCUUCGGAUCUGGAUCUUGGUCAUCCAGGUGCGGCGUCGGGUGAAGUCCGAGGUCCGCCCCCGCCUCAAGCCCAGCGACCUGAGGAACUUCAUCACCAUGUUCGUGGUGUUCGUGCUCUUCGCGAUAUGCUGGGCGCCCUUGAACUUCAUCGGGCUCGCCGUGGCGAUCAACCCGGACGCCGUGGCCCCGCUUAUCCCCGAGUGGCUGUUUGUGGUCAGCUACUUCAUGGCGUACUUCAACAGUUGCCUUAACGCCAUCAUCUACGGCCUGCUCAACCAGAACUUCCGCAGGGAGUACAAGCGGAUCGUCAUGUCCGUGUGGAUGCCUCACCUGUUCUUCCAGGAGACGUCGAGGGGGGGCACCGAGGCCAUGAAGAGCAAACCCUCCCGAGGACUGAACAACAACGAGCAGCUGAAGGGAGAGUCUCUUUGACUCUCUGUGUGUUUAUCCUCCUUCUUCAUCUUCCUCCUCUGACUGCUCACCUGAGGGGCAGAAGUCAUGAACGGUCUGCAGAGCGAGUGAAGAGAGGAAGAUAAAUACACUUUGUGUUCUUUAUUGAGUGCCAUUCAUUUAACUGAAGGCUCCUCAGUUCUACAUUAUAAUCUGACUGUUUUAUAAAGAGUAUCUUAAAUGUGUUUUUUUCUCUUUCUAUGCCUCAAACUUUUCUCAGCUCGGUUUGCGCAGGUUGAACGUUAGAUUAAUUUUCCCCUGACAGAGUGAAGAGAAAAAUGCCAACAGAACAAAAUAAGCAAUAGUCGGCUUCAGGGGAUGAAAGUCUGUGAAAAAAGAUUCCAUGGAGCUGAAACACCUGAAGAUGUGUUUGUCUGUUACUGAAGUUCACAGCAGCAGAUGUAGACUCUGUUUGUGAAAUGAGUCCUGACACUUCCUACACUGAAUACUCCCAAAACUGUGAGAAUCCUAUACCAUCAGAUUGUUAUUAAAUGUACUGAGCACGUUCACCUACUACUCUGAUAUUUAACAUGAGUUUCUGCAGCUCACAGUUUACAUUCAGUGCCAACAGUGAGAUCAAACACAUGAAGCUGGAGUGACGCUGUGCAAGGUGAUAUACAGACGGAAAAUUAGAUGCAAGUUUUGAUAAAGAAACGUAAAAAAAAAAUCAGUUUGGAUUAAUUCAUGCUUUCAUUGAAUGUGAUCUGAUGUGAUGCAGAAUGAUCUGAUAUAAACAUCCUGCUUGAAAUCAGGUCACACUCUUUGAUCUUUUCUCUUAUGUUGUUUUUAAAACUUUUUAUUUAAGUUGCACUUCUGUUCAGACUCCAAGGAUAGUAAAUGUUCUCUAUUUCCCCAUUUCAACCAAAGAGUUCAGGAACCAAGGAACCAGAGAAGAAAUCAGGAACUAAUGUCCCGUUCAUUCUUUUCUAUUUGCUUUUGUAUCACAUCUGAAACACUUCAACAGAACCAGAAUCAAUGAGAUGAAUGUAAUCCUGUUUGCCUGGAAGUCAGACACUUGACAGUCCAUUCCAUGGAUUGGAUUUCUGUACAUGUCCCAGUAUUCGAUGACCCAGGGAGAAUCCAUUUAUUGACAGAAGUCUGUCUGACUCCUCUACUAUAGGUGGUGAUAUGCCCCCAUUAGACCUUCUUCAUGUUGACCCAUCACGUCACAAACCAAACAAUCGACAAACAAGCUAGCAAGCAGCAAACUGUUCAUUUCAUGCGUUCUCAACUCCAUGUUGAUACCUUCAUCCUGUUUUCUUCUAUGCAUCUAUGCGGUUGGAUUUCAAGGUCAAAGCCCGGUACAGGAACUGUGGAGCAUGCUCAACAAGCAUAUAGGCUAAUUUUAUUGAGGUGUUUACACUCAAGAGUAAAUCGACCCCUAAACACAUUAUCUUCAAGAAUUUUGAUUAUUUCUGUCAGACUACUAUGUUAACACAUAUUUGAAAAGUCCAGUGUAGUUGCACCAACUACUAACUACUAAAUCGUUUUUUUUUUUAUGUUAAUUAAAUCUGGCAAUGUCUUGUCAAUUGACACAACUUUUUGAACAUUAAAGUUUUUAGUCCUCGUGCAAACACUGACACCGCGUGGUUCCAGUGCUCCCUUGAUGAAGCAACGAUGCUAACUGCCCCUAAAAGUUCUUGAGUCUACCUGGUGCCUCCAGAGGAAGGCUCAUAAUGAGACCAGGAAAACAAGACUGAGAAUCGAUCUCCUCUGGUCAAACUGCAGAAGAAGUUUGUGAUUUCUUAUGAAGGUUCUUUGGUUCCUUGAAAGGUCCCUAUGUGGAGCCAGGAGACAUGUUCAAGACAUGAAGAUCUCAGCCUUUAGGGACCUGCUUUACACUCUCAUUUUGAAGCUUUGAUUUCUGUUCUCUGAUCUUAACCUGCUUUAAUACUGAGGAAGGGAUAUCCCGAACUGUGAGUAUAGGUUUCCCAUUAGGAAAUAUUCUCUCUGAUCGGUAGAGAAUACGUUUACUCAUCAGUUUCCCUGUGAAGACGAAUUCAUUUUAGUUGCUUUUCUGAGAUCCCAAUGUAUUUUUACCGUUAUCACGGGAUAACAAUGCUAGUUUAUGUGAUAACAAGUUCAUUUCUAGAGAUCUCAAGAAAACAGUGAAAACUUAAUUUGAUAUCAGGGGAGAGUGAAAAAAAAAACAAGGUGUAUGUCCGCUUAGGGCUUCCAUAGAAUACAGUUCAAUCAAACACCAAAUCUGCACCAAAGCAGUGAUCACUGAAGGAAACUCAAAAAUGCAUAAAAUUUUUUUUUUUAAAUAUAUACAUAAGACUGUUUUUAAUAACUGUAAUGCACUUACAUUUUGUACACUGCAGCUGUAUGAACGAGGACUCAGAUCGGUGAACAUGGUCGAGACAUCCCUGCUCCAAUAAUUUCUGAUAACUUCUAAAAACCAAACUGAGCCCUGUACUCAAACCUGUGAUGAUGUUUGUUCACCUCAGGGUGUCUCCUGUUUGGCGAGAUGUCUUACAAAGUGUUGGGCACGGACAGAUGAAUGACUACAGUAUAAUGUGAUGGAGUCCUGCUGGGUUUGUGUAUUAGUAAUGAACACUGUGCACCAAAUGUUUUUAAAGCUUCACUUUAGAACAGUUUUUUGUCUUUUUUAUGAUGAUUGUGAAUUAAUGCACUGCAGCAUGAUGAACCUUCACUUUGUUAUCUGUCGAUGCCUCAAAUGUCUAAUGGACGUCUCCAUUAGUGCCUGAUUUAUGUUCAUUUCAAGAGAUUCUACCAAAAAACAAAAGAAAAACAGGCUGAAAGAAGGCUGUGGUGGGUUAACGGUUUGUUAUUAAUAAGUUCCACUCUGAAGGUGACUCAUCAGCUGAUGAUGCAGCUUCAUGGUGUGUUCACUUUCUGCAGGAGGAAUAUUUUAUAUAAGUGCUUCAGAUUCAAUUUGAACACACCUUCAGUUCUAGUAAACUUUGUAUCUAUGAGAUAUUUCAGUUCUUAGGCCAAACAUGAAGUCAUCAAACACUCUUGAUGGCAUCUAAAAGCACAAUUGUCUCUGCAGCCGGCUGACAGUGUACUUAUGCAGUUUACAGGUAACUAUCUUAGUAAAGUUUGAAUCUUAGUAAUGAUGAGAAUCUCUCUAUGCAUUUCAUCCCAAUCACGUCAACACGACAGCUAAAAGCUUCCUGAACACCUGUGAAUAAAACUCUUUUUAUCCAGUUUAUCUUAGUAAAAGCAACGGGUGCAGCUCGCUCUGCAGAGCUGACACGCUGCUGCAGAGCUGACACGCUGCUGCAGAAUGUGCAUGACAUUUAUGAUCCAGUAUUAAAAUGAUGCUUUGAUUUGGGAGGAAUGUUCUGAUAAUGAAGACUGAGAAACUGCUGCUGGUAAAAAUGAUGAAGAUGCUGAUGAUGAUUGUGCAUAUUUAAAUAUAGAUGCUGUGAAAGAUAAACAAAAAAGAUGUAGCCUAUUGAAGGAGCACUAAGUGAUGUUUUAAAGAGAUUCUUCACUUUCUUUUACAGAAACAUCUUUAUAACUAACACUUCAACAACAAACCAACUUCAUAAUACCAGAAUUUUAAUGUUCAAUAUGAUUCUAGUAAACAUCAAAUGAUAUUGAUACCUGUUUGAAAGAAAGUAGCAACGGAAAUAGAAGUCCUAGGAACCCACUAUUGGGUAAUUCUUUGAUUUUAAUUAUCAAAAAUUGCAGCAAAUUUUUGGUUAGCAGGUGCAGCUAAAACUAGCAUUAGAUUAGCAAUGACUAUGUAUCAUUGUAGAAAACAAGUGGCAACCUUAGGUGUUGAAAAAUAAAGCCAAUGCCAAAGUGCAAGAUCCUGCAGUUUGUCGACUUCACCAACCGAGGUGCAUGGAGAGUGAAAACUAGACGAGGUCAAAAAGCUCCAGCAAAACUUGUAGUAUGAAGAUCAACUUUAUUAACAAGUUGGAUCUAAACCUAACACCUAAAGGGUUGCUUGAGCUUUUUGACACCUCCAAGAGCCCCAGAAGACACAUAUACACAUCACAUUCAAAAAUGCCAAUUUUUUUUACAGCAGAAAUGAACAUGUUUAAAUCCUCUGUUUUGACUUUAAGUCAUUCAUUUAAAACAGCUGACGUGGUUUUAAAGUGUCUGAGACAACGUUUUCUCUGCAGGCUGUUCAAUGAGUCCACACCCUUUAAACAUAAACACAGAGUUCAGGGUUAGACUCAAAUAUUAGAGGUCAGGGUUGAAAAUCAGACAUUUGAGAGAAAUGAAAUAAUAGAGUCCAAGUUUUAAAUGAAGCUUCAUGAAAACAGCUGAUUGUUUACCCAUUUUUAAAUCGUUAUUUUUAGUCUAAACUGAGUCAGACUGACUCGGUGUCUGAAGGUAUUUAUAUCUGAUUCAAGCUGCUCGCUUAAACUUUGGAACAUUUUGUAGCAAAGAUCUCGGGGGGGCGCUUUGAGGUUGUCAAAAUUAGAUUUGCACUUAUUUACAAAAUUCAUGACACAUCCUGGAUAUAUAAAGGUCUUAUGGUAAGAAAAGUAUGUGCUUACUGUGUUGGAUCUUUAUCAAUGAAAACAAUGAAUUAUGUACUUUUUUUGAGAGCAAUAUAUCACCGUUUUUCGUGCCAGGGGUGUUUAGCUUCAACGAUGUCAUACUUUAUAAUUGAUUAAAUUUACUGAUCUCUUAGUGCUCCUUUAAUCAGGAAAAAAAAACCUGUAUAUUUUAUUUUAUCAUGUGACUGGUGGAUCUUUUCACACUGUAAAAAAAGU